Molecule: messenger RNA, 1947 nt
Organism: Leishmania braziliensis MHOM/BR/75/M2904
Lineage: Eukaryota; Euglenozoa; Kinetoplastea; Trypanosomatida; Trypanosomatidae
Product: GP63-like protein, leishmanolysin-like protein
Exons: 1
Coding region: 1-1947 (648 amino acids)
Biological process (GO): proteolysis; cell adhesion
Cellular component (GO): membrane; cytoplasm
Molecular function (GO): metalloendopeptidase activity
Source: RefSeq, a predicted model, not a curated record
AUGUCGCGCGUACCCGUAGCGUCGUGGCGUCUGGGGUUGUGGUUGUGUGUCCUCUUUAUGUAUAUCGCUUUUGCCACCGCUGCGAUCGCGUCCUCGGCUCUGAAGGUGGACUCAAACGCGGCGGACGAGCUCCCAUCCCCGUGCGGGCACGGCCAGGUAGCCUCCGAGCAAAGCGAUCUCCCUCUCACAUACAUGACGCUGCGUAGGAACAGCAACGGCCUACGCUAUCAGGUCGAAGUGAACCUCAAGCGACUGAAUGCGUCGGCCACCACUGACCAGCGCGCCGUCGAGCCGCGGGCCGCCGUCACGGUCAGCAGCGACAGCAUGGACUCCGGGUGGGCCCCCAUCCGCAUUGCCGUCUUCACGCCCGAUCUGGAAGACCAAUCGAAGUACUGCACGGCAGUUGGCCAGAUGCGCCCCGAUUCCAGCGGCUCGCUGGUACGGUGCAGCAGUGUCGCUGAUCUCUUGACGGAUGCAAAAAAGAGAACAUUGAUCAGCUCGAUACUGCCCCAGGCAGUCAGCAUGCAUGCGCAGCGGCUGAAGGUGCGUCCUCCAGCGGCCGACACCACCAUCGUAGUGAACACCAUGCCGGGGUCACACUGUGGCUCGUUCACAGUCCCGCCGGCGCACCGGACAGUCGGCGUGCCAGACGCGGAUUUUGUCGUCUACGUGGCAGCGGGUCCGACAUCUACUCCGAGGAGCUUCAUGGCGUGGGCUGUCACCUGUCAGUACUACCCCAACACGGCCACGAUCACGAGCCGCCCAGCCGUGGGGGCGGUCUACUUCAACCCACGCUACCUGCCUACCUCGAUAGGGGAGACGCAGGAGGAGAUCGACCUAUACGGGGGCAGCCCGUUUGGUAGCACGAAUGGUCUUCGCCGCGCCGCCGCCCACGAACUGCUGCACGCGCUCGGCUUCACCUCCGCCGUCUUCAAGGCACGCGGCAUGUUUGCUACCGUCCCGUCUCUGCGGGGAAAAAAGAACGUGCCGGUGCUCAACUCAUCGGCUGUGCGCGCGGCUGCAAAGGCCAAGUAUGGCAUCUCUGACACGGACAUGCUUUAUGGCGUCGAGCUGGAAGAUCAAGGCGCAGCGGGCACCUCUCUCUCGCACUGGAAGCGCCGCGCCGCGAAGGACGAGCUGAUGGCACCUGUGCUCAGUCUGGCACGCUACAGCUCCUUGUCGCUCGCGGCCAUGGAGGAUAUGGGCUUCUACAAGGUCAACUUCAGUCAGGCGGAGCCUGUUGCCCUCGGCGCCAUCGCAGGGGGUGCGCUCUUCACAGAGCCAUGCCUGACGGGCGGCACCACCAACACCCCGACGGUGUUCUGCGACAGCCGCAGCUCCUCGGCGCGCAGCUGCACAGCGGACCGGCUGAGCAUUGGACAGUGCGCCCUCACUACCUACUCCUCAGCUCUGCCAAGCUACGCCCAAUACUUUCCUAACCAGCCAACCCUCGGCGGCUCCCUGUCGCACAGCGACUACUGCCCCGUGAUACAGCCCCUCUCCAACACCGGGUGCGGUGGCGGCUCGCUAGGUGCGAUGCCGGGCAGCGUCACUGGCGGCAACGCGCGUUGCUUUGACGCAGGCGAUCUGGUUGUAAAGUCCCCAUCCACAAACGUCGGUGCCAUCUGCGCCAAGGUGCACUGCAACAACGCGUCACGCACCUAUGCCGUGCUGGUAAGCGGCGCGAGCAUCUGGCUGUCGUGCGGCGGCGGUGGCACUGGGGUGACGGUGCAGCCAGCAGUGAGUAGCCCUGGCAUGUUCAUGAAGCGCGGCACCAUUGCCUGUCCGCCCUACGACGAUGUGUGCUACGCGAACCCGCUCGCCUUUGCAGAAGUGGAAGUGAUCACCACCGCAGCGCCAUCAAACGCGGCCACAGCUGCCACGCACGGAAGGGUCACUAGUGGCCUUGUUGCUGUCGCUGCGUUGCUCGCUGCAUGGGUCUGCUGA